Molecule: messenger RNA, 4203 nt
Organism: Engraulis encrasicolus (European anchovy)
Lineage: Eukaryota; Metazoa; Chordata; Actinopteri; Clupeiformes; Engraulidae
Gene: pigu
Product: phosphatidylinositol glycan anchor biosynthesis, class U
Exons: 12
Coding region: 5-1312 (435 amino acids)
Biological process (GO): attachment of GPI anchor to protein
Cellular component (GO): membrane; GPI-anchor transamidase complex
Source: RefSeq, a predicted model, not a curated record
GAAGAUGGCGGCUCCCUUAACACUAGUGCUGAUUGUUGCUGUAACAAUCAGAGCUGCUUUGUUUAGAUCGAGUUUAGCUGAAGUAAUUUCGGAGAGGGUUGAAGUGGUGUCGCCGUUAAAUGCGUGGAAGCGAGUUGUGGAAGGUCUGGCUCUACUGGACCUGGGCGUGUCGCCCUAUUCAGGAGAUGUCUUCCACGAGACUCCUCUCAUCAUAUACUUCUUCCACUUCAUGGUUGACUAUGCAGAGAUCGUAUACAUAAUUGCAGACUGCAUCACCGCAGUGGCACUGUAUUUGGCAGUACAACACUACAAUAAGAAUGUGUUCAGGAAGCAGAAGUAUGCACUGGAGGCCGAUCAGUACCCACAUGACUGCCUGGAGCUCAUGCGCACGCCAAAGGAGAUGUACUACAUCCCUCUCAAAGUGGCCAUGUUCUAUCUAUGGAGCCCCUUCACCAUCCUCUCAUGUGUGGCAAAGUCGACGUGUGGGCUCAACAACGCCAUCAUCGCACUCUUCAUACUUUGUACCGUAAAAGGAAGUGCCUUGUUGAGUGCCAUAUUUUUGGCCCUGGCCACAUACCAGUCCAUCUACCCUCUCACCUUGUUUGCCCCGGCGCUGCUCUUCCUACUGCAGCGGUUGUACAUCCCAGUGAACCUGCGCAGGACCAGCUUCUGGCUCUACACGGGUCAGUACGCCUUCAUGUACUUCGGGAGCCUGUCGGUCAUCGUCUGCCUCUCCUUCUUCCUGCUCAGCUCCUGGGACUUCAUCCCCUCCGUCUAUGGCUUCAUUCUGUCUGUGCCAGACCUCACUCCAAACAUUGGCCUCUUCUGGUACUUCUUCGCUGAGAUGUUUGAGCACUUUCGGCUUUUCUUCAUCUGCGUGUUCCAGAUCAACGUCUUCUUCUACUCCGUUCCUCUGUCCAUCAAACUGAAGAAUCACCCGGUGUUUCUGAUGUUCAUGCAAAUCGCCAUCAUCUCCAUCUUCAAGUCCUACCCCACGGUGGGGGACAUCGCCCUCUACAUGGCCUUCCUGCCCAUGUGGAACCACCUCUACACAUUCCUGCGUAACAUCUUCCUGGUGUGCUGCGUGCUGCUGGCGUGCUCCGCCCUCUUCCCCGUGCUCUGGCACCUCUGGAUCUACGCCGGCAGCGCCAACUCAAACUUCUACUACGCCAUUACGCUGCUCUUCAACGUGGCACAGAUUCUGCUGGUGUCGGAUUACUUCUAUGCGUACCUGCGACGGGAGCACCACCUGAGCCACGGGCUGUACCUGAAGAGGAAAGAUGGCGGAGAGGCCACCCUGGUCCUGAAGUAGGCCCCAAGGGAGUUUUACUCACACGGACCAAAAUUCUCUGCUGAGAAGAGAAGAUGUCUGCUGCCGGAAUCAUGGCUUGAAGGUGUGCACGCAGGGGGCGGGGCUGCCAUUGUGCCUUGCUCCUCAAAAUAAUGAUCUUCUGGAAUGUUAAGGAAACAUCUUAAUGGCGUAAUUGUUUUUGUUUUCUUUUCUUUUGCAUUUCUUUAUCCUGCUACUGUAAGACUGGAAUCCUAUCCUGGCAAGGCAGCUGCAGUUCCCCACGUUUUUCGCUAGAGGGAGCUAUGUGUAUGCGGAAAUGACACAGUAUUAGCAGCGGAGGACGUGAGAAAUGUGUGCCACAUACCUGGACUGUGGCGCUGUGGCGCAUACUUGCUCUCUGAUGUUUUCUGUGUCUCUUCCAGACAUCACACCCUGCCAAACUGAAUGGAAUUUUGUGGCCUACAUUUUUUGAGGGGCCUGUUUUGAAUAGGAGAUGAGACGUAUGCAUGUAUCUAUACGUUAACACAGCCACUAUAUUGGGAAUUGGAAAAUGUUAGCUCGCAUAGCACUAGAUUUAUCUGCACAAAUGUUUAAUUUUCCCUAAAUUAUUGUAACAUCCUGAUUAUAACCCCUUUCCCCCUCCAUGUUUAAGGUAUUGCUGCCUGAAUGUUUUCUGCCUUAUAAUAAUUGUUGAGCAUCUGGGAAACUCAUUUUAUGUUCCUUUCAUGUCUUACUGAAUGCACUGAUUUGUUUGUUUUGGGUUUUUUUGCUCUCAAAAGUAAAGAAAAAUAUGUACACCAGAACUGUUUCGGAAGAAUAGAUCUAUGGGCUAUGGAGUGUGGUGGUAAAGUUCUGGAAUCACAACAGCCAAGACGGAAUGUGGAGCGCCGCCACACCAGGUGCUGUUGCCGUCUUUAGCCCAGUGACCUCAUGACGCCAAUUAAGAGAUGAGUCUGACUGCCGCCACGCGCCGCGCUCAAGCCCUCCACCAGUGGAGCGGCUCGUUUGUGUUGGGUUUUUUCCACCCUCCAACUCCGGCACCUGGUUUAUGUCCCCUGACAAUACGGGAACGAGAUUGUGUUGGGAAAGAGGAGGAGGAGGAGGAGGAGCGGGUAGUUACAAUGGAAGUACAUAAUCAGAGUCUCUAUUUAUGUCAUCCAUCUAUCUACUAGGCUACUACAAGGUUGGGGCCAUUCUUCCAAAGUGCAGUUUACAAGGUCAUAAAAAUGCCAAAGCUCUCUUGUUGAUAAACACGAGAUGAGAUGAGGGGAGUGGAUGGUGGCCAAGUAGGGUGAGAUACUUGAUAUGCUGUAAGCUAUUUGGAUGCUAAUGCCUGAGGCAACGUGUGAACGGGAUGUGCUGUAACGGUCGUUAAAUGGUCUUUCCACGACUUUAUCCCCAUUUUGACAAUACACAGCAAAAAAAGAAAAAAGAAAAAAAAGUUCCUUCAACAAUCUCCAGUUUUCCACCGCUGUGGAAGAAACCCCGAAAAGUUUUCUGAGGAAUCCAUAUUUGACAAAUUGGUUCUUGGGAGAACCCUAAAGGUUUUAUUUUAAGGUUCCUCAGAGAGAACCCAGGAAGCCAAAGCUUCUGUGAGGAACCUUCGAUUGCCAUCGUGGAAGAACUCCCAACGAUUCCGCGUUGGGUUUUUUCCCAGAACUGUUUUGGAUUCCUCCGAGAACUUUUGCCACCCAACUUUUCUGGAGGUCCUUGGAGGACCUUUCAGGUGUCACUGUAGCAGCGUUCUGUCAGCCUGGCCCAAUAACAUCAGGGCUGUGUUGUGGCUGCGCUGGUAAAGUUUUUUCUGUAACUGGGUCAAAUACGUCUGUCAUUCAGUGUUACGGACACCUUCCGCCGACUGUAACUGCAAAAAAACAUGAUUUUUAAAUUGUUUCAAGUGAAUAGAUGACAGCCGAGGCUUUCAUGAAUUCCCUGUAACAAUAAAUUAAAAAAAAAGGGUCAUGUUUUUUACAGUUACAGUCAGCAGAAGGUAUUCGUUACACUGAAUGACAAUGCCAUUUUACACGUCUUUGACCCAACUGCUGUAUGACCUGUAUGUAGCUAAAGAUACUUUUGAAGUGCUGUGGGCUGAACACAACUUGAUAACAGCACUUGGCUUUACCUGGUGGUUGAAUGUUUUACUGUAUUUAUUUGUCUGUCUUUCUGCUUGUUUUACUUUGUGAGUAUGUCAUUUGUUCAUGGAUGCAUGUGUGUGUGACUGACCUGUUUUUGUUGUUGUUGUUUUUUUGUUUUUGCACAACAAUGGUGUUUGGUUUAUAAUUAUCGCUCUGUUAUUAAUCAGGCAUUGUAGAGAAUGGACUUUGGCAACAUUAUAAAAAAUGACCUUUCUUAAUCUUGCCCUAUUUUAUUCUGUUACACACUGUAGUCUAAAAAUGGUGUCUGGUGCAACACAUGCCCUCAGCAUUUUUCAACACUCAUGCGCGGGGGAGCACACAUGAAGGGCUGCCUUUUGUGGGAGAAAAAAAAAAGUAUUUUAUUACUGACACCGUCAUUUUGGUUGAGGUGGAGGUUGAACAUCUCUCUGUGGAUACUUAAACAACAUGCUUUGUAAUACAUGUAAAAAAAAAAAAAAUCUCUUAUAAAAGUGUGUUCCUUAAUAAUGUGUUGGCUGAUGGGUCCUUUUUCACAGUGCAGGGGUUUGGAAGGAAUAAUUGUGAACUUGUACCAUUUGGGACACUGAUUUUUACCAGUGUCAUCAUGACUGUCAAAUAAAUUAUUAAUCAGUAAUGGUCUACUUUGAUCUGUGAAAAUUACCUUUGGGAAGCAGCCAACAAUGAGUGAGGUUGUAUUUUUGUUGUUUUCCCAAACGUGUUAUCUAAGGACAACAAAACAUAGUAGCAUACAGCACAAUGACAUUUGACAGACACAGGAAGGAAUGCCAAAGCGGUUUC